Molecule: messenger RNA, 1683 nt
Organism: Culicoides brevitarsis
Lineage: Eukaryota; Metazoa; Arthropoda; Insecta; Diptera; Ceratopogonidae
Gene: Nemp
Product: nuclear envelope integral membrane protein
Exons: 2
Coding region: 110-1603 (497 amino acids)
Cellular component (GO): nuclear envelope
Source: RefSeq, a predicted model, not a curated record
GGAAAAACUGUUUUUGAACAUUGUUUGUACUUGGAUUUGGCAAAAAUUGGUCAUUUUUCGUCAUCUUUUGCUCGUGGGUGGUCACAAAAGCAGCUCUGAAGCUCGCAGGAUGACGCUGAAGCACAAAAAUUUGGUUAUUCGCACGGGAAUCGUGUUUAUCAUCACAUUAUUCAUUAGCGGCUCCUCGCAGGGAUCUCCUAACGUAUUUUAUUUGGAGCCAGGAUCGGUAGCGGAAUAUAAUCCCAUUCAGCAUCGCACUCUCGGGUUUCGAGAUAAGCAGUUGCAGAUUUAUUGCUACAAAGGAAAGCCCAAAUACCUCAUAAAUGUCUUCAAUACCAUCACAUUGCGCUUGGAUAUCGAUUCCGAGGAGUUUACGCAGUACGAGGGCUCCGACCCAGAUGUCGUAAAUGCCGCCUUCGAAGAUCAUCGUUCGAUUUUUUCGUUCAAUUUCAUGACCAGCAAGAAGCGUUUGGUGCAUCUGGACCCCUUUAACCAAAGUUGCAUCGGAAUUGACGCCGAUGCCAAGUUCAAAGUUCACAUGCAGCUCAUUCGGGUGGAUUUUUGGCGAGUUUUGUUGCUUUGCGCCGGAUUAUUUGUCUUUUUUUCGGCGCCCAGCUUGAGUGAGAACCCACUUUUUUACUAUUUGAGCGGAGUUUUGGUCGGAAUUUCAGCUUCUUUCCUAAUUGUCGUGUGGCUCGUGAGCAAAUUGAUACCGCGGAAGCCCAUGAUGUACGGCGCUCUCAUCGGCGGUUGGGGAUUAUCGUUUUAUUUCGGGCAAAUGGUCUACGAGAACAUUCGGGUGAUCCUCGUGACGCACCAAAUGUACGUUUUUUGGUAUGUUUUCGUCAGUGGCAUCAUUUCGUUCGUCGUUUGUUACCGCAUGGGACCUCCCAAGAACGAACGGAGCAAAAAUCUGAUCAAAUGGGGCUUGCAAACAGCUGCCAUGUUGCUAAUUUUCUACUCGAGUCACUUCCAAGAAGCCACAGUUGGUAUUAAUAUCCUCAUCGCGCUCAUUUAUCACUUCCCCGUGCAGUAUAUCAACAAGACGAAGACCUACUGGAAGCGACGUUUCCCCCCAAAACGACGUUUUUUGACGGAAGAAGAGUAUUUGGAGCAAGGCGCACGCGAAACAGCCAAAGCUCUUGCUGAACUUCGUGAAUUUUGUUCCUCGCCGGAAGCGAAACCGUGGAAAACGAUGCUGAAAUUGCGAGAUCCAGCGAGAUUUGCGUCGUUUAUUGAGGGAGAUUCGCAUUUGGAUGACACGGAAAUUUUGGAUUACGAGACGACGCAGGCUACGUUCACGGAUAACGAGAGUGGCGAUGAGAAUUUGUCGGAAGAUGAGAGUGACGAGAAGAUGAGUCGCGAUAGUGAGGCGGAAAUUAGUGAAGAUGAGCAAGAUGCGGUUGGAAGGAGGAAUACGAGGCCUGUGGGAUGGGCUUACGAUAGAUUUUCGCGAACGAAUGGAUAUUCGCCGAUAGUGAAUGGAAGGCACAGUAAUGGGAGAAGUAGUUCGACACCGUUGAGAAAUCAUUCGACGCCAACGCAGAGGAGAAGCGCGUCGCGACAAAGUGCGUCGAGAACAGAAACGACGAGAAGGAGGUAGAAAAUUUAGUUUGGAAUAGGAUUUUUUUCGAUUAAAUUGUGUGAGAUUAAGAGACAAUAAAGUUUUUUUUGUUAAAAUAU